This is a messenger RNA of Dermacentor silvarum, 1537 nucleotides long. RefSeq lists its product as uncharacterized. The transcript has 6 exons. Bases 1 to 1458 code for a protein of 485 amino acids. Gene Ontology annotation, biological process: chitin catabolic process; carbohydrate metabolic process. NCBI's taxonomy places the organism in Eukaryota, Metazoa, Arthropoda, Arachnida, Ixodida, Ixodidae. Gene Ontology annotation, molecular function: chitin binding; chitinase activity. Gene Ontology annotation, cellular component: extracellular region. The record is from RefSeq and is a predicted model, not a curated record.
AUGGACGAAGACAGUUCGGCGACGGCAUGGCUUCCGAGUUACGAGAAUGUGGCAGUCAGUUCGGACACGCCGGCGACGAUUGCCUUGUGCACCGUGAAGAGGAGGCUCAUGGCCGCCUGCACCCUGGGCGGUCUGCUGCUGUCGCUGGCGCUGCUCGUCAUACCCGCCGUGCUGUUCCUGGCGCCCUAUGCCAGAGCAGCGCGAGGCGACCGAGACGAGGAGGCCGACGCCGAGGCUCGCCGCGACGUCGACCGCGAGCAGUUCUGCGAACAGCCCGUUCCGCGAAUUCCCCUUCUCAGCGCCGACAACAAGCACUUCAGGCAGCAAUUCUUCUACCAGGCCGCGUUCACGCCGUUCGAGUACUGCACCUACGUCGUCCUCCAGUUCUUCCACGUGACGAAGACCAACCCCUCGUACCGCACGUCGCACGACGCCGACUUCCUGCGCAGCAUCGUCAGCGCAUCACGUAAACGCACCAAGAAGCUGCGUGGACAGUCGGACGGCGUGCCCAUUCUGCUGGGUCUGGGUGUCGACGAGUCGGACAGCAGCCGCUUCCAUCACAUGGUGGUCGCCGACACGGUGGAGGUGUUCGUCAGAGCCGCCAUGGUGCAUGUCGACAUGGACCGCCUGAGCGGCGUGCACGUCAACUGGCUCUAUCCAGGCUACUGUCGUACUACCCAAAUCGUGUUACGGUCACUGCCAUUUCGAGUCGAACAUCAGUAUAAAUCGACUUGUUUCCGGCACACUGCAGGCGGUCGGUGCGGAGACGCUGCAGACAAAACAGGCCUUCUGGACCUCCUCCAGAAGUUCCGGUCCGUCCUUCCGUUGCCGGCCUACACGCUCACAGUGGCAGUUAGCACCCAGUCGGCGUCUAAGAACUACGACCUGCAAGGCAUGCUGGACGUAGUCGAUUACAUCGUGGUGCACGCUCCGGACUCGUACAGCACCAUCGCGUGCCACUUCAAUCGUACAGCAGUGACUGCUGCGAUGUACAGAUUUGCUAGAACAACGGGCCUGUCACGCAAGUUCUGCUAUGCAAUGAGGCUCUCCGCCACCACCUUCCUUGUGCAUGCACCGGAAUUGGGAGCCCGCGCCCACGGCCGAGGUCCUGAACUGCGCGCAAGCAACGCUGCAGGCAAGGCAGCCCGGUUCGAACUCUGCGAUGCCUCGUGGACGGUGGACAGGGCUGGCAGCACACCCGAAUGCACGCUGGUCGCCAAGAGGGAACCUGUGGAAGGAAAAGCACUGAUUGCAACAUACGAAACUGUUCAGAACCUCCAGCAGCGGUUUGACCUGGGCUAUGCAGAUGGAAUUGGUGGUCAGUGUGUGGCAGUCUACGACCUCGAACUCGACGACUACUUAGGCAGAUGCAUGCAAGGCUUUUCACCCCAUCUCAGAGUCAUUGCUGUGGAAGGCACUGAACAGCCUAGUGCCAACGUUUAUUCAGAGAUUCCAUGAAGGAACCAUUCGUUACUCAACGGGGUCCAGCUGACUAGAGCCCUAGAUGCACCUGCCGCCGAAUUUCAGAUAACCGUAC